Hermetia illucens (black soldier fly) is the source of this 1856-nucleotide messenger RNA. RefSeq names its product N-sulphoglucosamine sulphohydrolase (gene Sgsh). NCBI's taxonomy places the organism in Eukaryota, Metazoa, Arthropoda, Insecta, Diptera, Stratiomyidae. The record is from RefSeq and is a predicted model, not a curated record. The coding region runs from base 142 to 1692 and encodes 516 amino acids. Gene Ontology annotation, molecular function: N-sulfoglucosamine sulfohydrolase activity. Gene Ontology annotation, biological process: glycosaminoglycan catabolic process; heparan sulfate proteoglycan catabolic process. The transcript has 4 exons.
UGACGCUCAGCUCCACUCCAGCAAAAUAAACUUUCUCAAGACUGAGUCCACAGAUACCCGGCUACAUCUUUAAGACGCAGAUCAAGCCAUUGCUCAGUAUCUUCCAUACUGUAAUCGCGGUCGUGCCAAGCGUGAAGCAUAAUGGAAGUGACAGUGGUGAAAGGUUUUCUAGUUCUUCUCGCCGCGGUAGUUGUGCUGGAAAACUCUGUAAAUGCCACGGAUUCAAAUAAAAAUGUCGUUCUACUCUUGGCCGACGAUGCGGCCUUCGAGAUGGGGGCAUACAUGAACAAAAUCUGUCAGACCCCGCACUUGGAUGCAUUGGCUAAACGUGGUCUUAUCUUCAACAAUGCAUUCACUUCUGUCAGCAGCUGCUCACCAUCCAGAGCUCAAAUUUUGACUGGCCUCACAAGCCACCAGAACGGCAUGUACGGAUUGCACCAGGGAGUUCACCAUUUCAAUGUUUUCGAUGAAGUAAAAUCGCUCCCGGGGCUAUUGCACCCCAAACAUGUUCUGACCGGACUCAUAGGCAAGAAGCACGUCGGCCCCAAAUCCAACUUCCCCUUUGACUACGAACAAACAGAGGAAACCCACUCCAUAAACCAAGUGGGCCGGAACAUAACCAAGAUUAAGCUUUUCGUAAGGGAGUUUCUCGAAUUAGCAAAGAACUCGAGUAGACCAUUCUUCUUGAUGGUUGCGUUCCACGACCCUCAUCGUUGCGGUCACAUAACACCACAAUAUGGAGAGUUUUGCGAACGUUGGGGCUCCGGAGAGAUUGGCAUGGGAACGAUUCCAGACUGGACUCCAAUCUACUACGACUGGCAGAAUAUACCCUAUCCAGGAUACCUACCUGAUACGGAAACUGUUCGAAGGGAGCUUGCUGCACAAUAUCAAACAAUUUCGCGACUGGACCAAGGCGUUGGAUUGGUUUUGAAAGAGGUCGAAAAUGCCGGUUAUGGAGACAAUAGUUUGGUGAUCUACACUUCAGACAACGGACCGCCAUUCCCUGGAGGUAGAACAACCCUGUACGAUCCUGGCGUACGGGAGCCAAUGAUUAUUUAUUCACCUGAUAAAAAUGCAAGGCAUCAUGAUAUUACUUAUGCAAUGACGAGCCUUUUGGAUGUGUUCCCGACUGUUCUGGAUUAUUUUGGCGCUUCAAAUUCUGAUGAAUCUACUAAGUAUCUUGGGAAGUCGCUGUUGCCGCUCUUAGUUAAAGAACCUCCAAAGGACGAUGAAGCGGUAAUUUUCGGCAGCCAGAAUUUCCACGAAAUCACCAUGAACUACCCAAUGCGAAUGAUUCGCAACAAUCGCUUCAAACUUAUUCACAACUUGAACUAUCGCGCGAUUUUCUCCAUUGAUCAGGACCUCUACACUUCGCCUACAUUCCAGGAAAUCCUCAAUGCAACUAUCUUCGAGCGGCCCUUGCCAUGGUACAAAACCCUUCGCCAGUACUACGAGCGCCCAGAGUGGGAAAUGUACGACCUGAAACUUGACCCAUUGGAGCGUUUGAACAUUGCAAACAAAGCUGGCGUGAAGGACAUCCGGGAGAAGUUGCAGGCGAAACUGAGGGAGAUGCAAGUUGCCACCAAGGACCCUUGGGUUUGCGCUCCGCACGGAGUACUGCAGAAUCAAGGACCGUAUAAAGAAAAGCCAACCUGUUUUACGUUGGGGGACAGCGUGAAGGAGUCAAUAUAAAGUUCCGUCCUAAGAACGGAGGCGCUCCCGCCUAACGUGAUAUUCUCCAUCGUAACCUAACCUAUUUAGGAAUAAUUCAUUCACCUUUAAAUCACACAACGCCUGACAUUAAAAUUGUAAAUUUUAUUUAAAUAUAAAUAACAAGCUUUGGAAUUUUAAGCGUC